Molecule: messenger RNA, 2519 nt
Organism: Mus musculus (house mouse)
Lineage: Eukaryota; Metazoa; Chordata; Mammalia; Rodentia; Muridae
Gene: Clec4e
Product: C-type lectin domain family 4, member e
Exons: 6
Coding region: 124-768 (214 amino acids)
Biological process (GO): immune system process; immune response-regulating signaling pathway; pattern recognition receptor signaling pathway
Cellular component (GO): phagocytic cup; plasma membrane; membrane
Molecular function (GO): calcium ion binding; pattern recognition receptor activity
Source: RefSeq, marked provisional
CGGUCUGUUAGUCUUGAACUUUUAAAAAGAGGGCCAAGGAUUCACCAUUCAAGACUCACUUUCCAGGGGCUCUUUCUAAACUGAGAAGAGAAGGAAAAGGAAGAAAGGCAGGAAAAAGGAAGAAUGAAUUCAACCAAAUCGCCUGCAUCCCACCACACAGAGAGAGGAUGCUUCAAAAACUCCCAAGUGCUCUCCUGGACGAUAGCCGGGGCCUCCAUCCUGUUUCUCAGUGGCUGUUUCAUCACCAGAUGUGUCGUAACAUAUCGCAGCUCUCAAAUUUCCGGGCAGAACUUACAGCCACAUAGAAAUAUUAAGGAGCUUUCCUGCUACAGUGAGGCAUCAGGUUCAGUCAAGAAUUGCUGUCCUUUGAACUGGAAACAUUAUCAAUCUAGUUGUUAUUUUUUCUCUACGACAACCUUGACCUGGUCAUCAAGUUUAAAGAAUUGCUCAGACAUGGGGGCUCACCUGGUGGUUAUCGACACACAGGAAGAGCAGGAAUUCCUUUUUCGCACAAAACCUAAAAGGAAAGAGUUUUAUAUUGGACUGACAGACCAGGUGGUGGAGGGUCAGUGGCAAUGGGUGGAUGAUACACCUUUCACAGAGUCCCUGAGCUUCUGGGAUGCUGGGGAGCCCAACAAUAUAGUUUUGGUGGAGGACUGUGCCACCAUAAGGGACUCUUCAAACUCCAGGAAGAACUGGAAUGAUAUACCCUGUUUCUACAGUAUGCCUUGGAUUUGUGAGAUGCCAGAAAUAAGUCCUCUGGACUAAGUGCAAGGAAAUACAAGGGACAUGGCUUACAUGCAUGAAGAAGAACAAGAGUGAAUGUAAUAACAACCAAAAUCCAACAUAAGAAAAUAUCUAUCAGGCAUCAGAAGGACUGCACAUGUAUGUAUUACUGGGACAUAAGUAAAAUGACUUGUUCCCAUUGCUAAAAGUCCACAGCAUUGUCUGAUGGUCUUGCCAUAACCUGAAAGACCUCUUUUUAGACUGUACAGAUCAAUUCUCUAACAAAUGCAACAAGAAGAAAGGGAUUCUCCUUUUCACAUCUGUCUUGCACAUCUGUCUUGCUCAUGAGAAUUGAUAUGAAGGAACAGGUAGAAAGCAGAUGUCUGUAUAAAGAGACUUUAAUGGUCACUAUGUCAUCCUGUUCUUUCUACAUCCUUGGGUCUAGCUUAUCUAUCUAUCAGUACAUAGAUCACUUCUGUGUUCUCCAACAGUGAGGAAGAUGCAUCUUUGAGUCUUUAAACUUACCUGCCGCUUGGGAGAAUGGCAUGGCCUUCAGCAAGGACAUCUCCAUAUGGAAAGGCCGGUCAAACUUCAGUUCCUAACAGAUUGUGAUCUAGUCCACUCUUCCUGGAGCCCCAUUUUCUCUGUGUUCUCUUCUAUAAACUGGAUUUCACCUGUACUUGUAUCUACUGCGCAAGUAGAACCUGCUCAGUAGGUUCAAAGUGAAAUUAUUUAAAAAUUCAUGUUCACAUUUUUCUGUCUCAGGACUGCAUUUAUUGCAUGAUAUUCUGUCAAUAUAGACCAUGUUUCUUCCAGACAAAGCCCUAAAGGAACCUUCAGCAGCAGUCACACAUUGUAAUAAACAUGUAUCCUUGAGUAGGAAAAUUAAACUAAAUAAAUUAAUUUGACAUAUUAGCACUCAUUACGAGCACUUCUAUUAGACUUUCUCACAAUCUGAUUUUGAAAUUGAUAACCUUAUUUUAAAUACAAAUAUAUCUUACAACCACACAUUUGACUUCUCUUUUUAAAAUUAUUUUUGUUUGAAAAUUUUGUGCAUUUAUAUAAUUCACUUUUAAUGAACCCAUCCUUACUCUCCUCACUACAACCUGCUCCUAUCCACCUCACUGAUUUUCCCUCCCAAUUUCAUGUGCUCCUCUUUGUUUUAAACCCACUCUAUCUGCUCAGUGCUUCCUGAAUGCACUUGAGUAUAAGGCUUUCUACUGGACCAUAGCCUCUCGGCAACCACAUCCCACACUCCACCUGCUCCAGCAGGCAACAAUAGCCAAUUGACCAUCCUCAGCUGAGGAUGGAAUUUCAUGAGCUCCAUGCCAUUCAUGCUGGAAUUUGGGUUGUUUUAUGUUACCUUUAUUAUAUUGUGCUAUCUCUUCUGUAUCCCUAGAAUCUCUAGGAGCUUCAUAUUAAAAGAUUCUGAAUUCCAUCAAAGGGCACACAAAGAAAUCACAAAGACCAUGUGGUUUCUGUCCUUGGGUUUAUUUGCAUGGUUCAUUACACUCCUUGACUUGUAUAUAUUGUGACAUCCCUCCAUCUCUAGGAUGAAACUGAAGUGAUCAUGAUAGAUAACUUUUGGAUCUUUUCACUUUUCUAUUGCUGUGAUGAAACAUGAGCCAAAACUAUCUUGGGCCGGGAAAAUUUUAAUUUAUCUUAACAUAAAUUUCCUAUUUAGAAAUUGGACAGGUGGGGAAUCAUCCAAUUGAAACUCGAAAAAUGUAGUGUUUUGUACAUUAGGUUACAGAAAAACAACUUUAGCCACAAAAAUAAAGUAAUAAACUAUU